CUUUCUCUUUGGGGUUGUAAGUUGUAACUAGGGUUUUAGCCCUAAAGUACUCCGCAAAGUUCAACAGCUUCGCCACUCUCACAAUCUCCCAACCAUGGAGGUCCAGCCCACAUCUCAGCCUCCACCGCAAUGUUGGAGCAACAUCGUGAAGCAGCAACUGCCGCCACCGCCGCAACAGAACCACCAAUCCCCUUUCGCCGCCGCGGCACCUCCGCCUCCCAAUCGGGAGUUGGUGGGGAGUUGCAAUUCGACUAAGGGAAUAGCGGUGGCGGUAGUGGAUGCCAACGCUAUCAUCCAGGGUGGUCAGAAUCUGUCGCAUAACGCCGACCGCUUCGUGUCUGUCCCGGAGGUCUUGAGCGAAAUCCGGGAUCCUACCUCUCGCCACUCCCUCCAUUUCCUUCCUUUCACUGUGGACACCAUGGAACCCUCGCCUGAUGCUCUCAAAAGAGUUAUUAACUUUGCAAGGGCAACUGGAGAUUUGCAGACACUGUCAGAUGUAGAUCUGAAGCUCAUUGCUUUGACUUACAUGUUGGAGUCUCAAAUUCAUGGAACCGAGCACCUUAGGGAUUGCCCACCACCAAUCCACACAGUCAAUGUGAGAAGGCUGCCUGAAAAGGACAUGCCUGGGUGGGGCUCCAAUGUUCCCAAUCUGGAAGAAUGGGAAGCUCUUGAACAUGCUGUUGAGGGUGGAUCAAAUACUACCUCCAGAAUUCUUCCCCUUAAAGAUUUGAGCAUGAAUGUUGUUCCAACAGAUCAACAGAGUAUAGAUGGUUCAACUGUAAAUGAUAGUAAGUCUCAAUCUGAGGACCAAGAGGAUGCUGAUUGUGGUUUCAGGGGGCCUAGAAAAUACAUGUCUCAAAAAAAGGAGGUAAAGAUUGAAGGUAAGAAGAUGGUGGCAGAUGGGGUUGAUGCUUCACAGGGACAAUAUGAUGAUGAUGCUGGUGAUUGGCUGCCUGCUGUGAGUCGAAGCACUCAUAGAAAAUAUCUCAGAAGAAAGGGUAGACGAGAACUGCAUGGGACACCAUCUGAAAGCAAGCAUGUUGGUGGCACCGAAGACCUAGAUAUCCUACAGGAUAAAGCCUCCACUGAUAUUACAGAUGGGAAUUCAGCAGAGAGUGGUAUUAUUAAAGAGAAUGGCAAUGAAGAUAUUUCUAAAAUUUUAAGUGAAAUGAGACUGGAGGAAGAAUCUUCAGUAGCUUUACAGGCUAGUGAGAACUGUGCUUCUGAAACGUUAGAGUCUAAUGAUUUCAAGAGUUCAGAUACUGCUGAUAACAUUAAUGGGGAUGUAGAAAAUGUAGAGGAUGAUGUCGAUAACCUUAAUGAAAUGGCAAGUCAGACCUGUGAAAGCAUUGAAACAUCACAAAUGGAUGAUAGUAGCAGUGAACAGAGUUGGAUGCUGAGAUCCUUGUCUGAGUCAACAGUUGCUUGUAUAACUAGUGAUUUUGCAAUGCAAAAUGUGAUUCUUCAGAUGGGAUUGAGGCUUCUGGCACCUGGUGGGAUGCAGAUUCGUGAGUUACACAGGUGGGUACUAAAGUGCCAUGCCUGCUACAAGGUGACCACAGAAAUUGGUAGGAUAUUCUGCCCAAGUUGUGGGAAUGGUGGCACUUUACGGAAAGUGGCUGUUACAGUGGGAGAAAAUGGUAUUGUUAUCGCAGCAAGAAGACCACGUGUGUCCUUGCGUGGAACAAAAUUUUCACUACCUUUGCCCCAAGGAGGCAGGAAUGCCAUUACCAAGAACCCCAUUUUACGUGAGGAUCAGCUUCCACAGAAGUUCUUGUACCCUAAAACAAAGAAGAAGAAUAAAGAGGGAGAUGACAUCUUUACUCCAGACAACUUAUUUGUCCACCAUACUGAUAAAAAAGCUCCCCUGCAGCCUCCCAUGAGGAAAGCACUGGCUGUUUUCAGUGGAAGGAGAAAUCCCAAUGACAAUCAUUAUUCUCGUACUAUGCAUUAAACCGUAUUUCUUGAUUAAACACAAGUUCUUGGAGAUUUUGUAACACUCCAAAACAGAUUUCAAGAUGAACUGCUCUUUAUAUUUGCUUGUGUUAUGUUUUAAGAUUUGUUUCCAGUGUAUGCUACUAUUCACUUGAUGAAAGUGUGCAAUUUUGGAAACAGUAUUUGUUUUUGGAUGUAUGGUGUUGAUUAUAGCAAAAAGGCCUUUUCCAA
Ipomoea nil (Japanese morning glory) is the source of this 2166-nucleotide messenger RNA. RefSeq names its product 20S-pre-rRNA D-site endonuclease nob1. Gene Ontology annotation, cellular component: preribosome, small subunit precursor. Gene Ontology annotation, biological process: maturation of SSU-rRNA; ribosomal small subunit biogenesis. The record is from RefSeq and is a predicted model, not a curated record. NCBI's taxonomy places the organism in Eukaryota, Viridiplantae, Streptophyta, Magnoliopsida, Solanales, Convolvulaceae. The transcript has 5 exons. The coding region runs from base 95 to 1954 and encodes 619 amino acids. Gene Ontology annotation, molecular function: RNA endonuclease activity.